AUGAACACAAUUGGCAUAGAAGAAAGCGACCGGAGGUUUAUCGACUCAUUAGUGAAACGUAUAGAGUCGUUGCUUCCCUUCAGAACUGGUCAUUCUUUCCAAGAGGUUGAGAUAGAUGCUCAGUUCAUAACAACAAAAAGGAUACUAUUGGAUAGUCAUUGCAAGAAUGGAUCUACUAUAUCUUUUAUUAUAAAAUCAUUUACGUCGCUACUACAGACAAUCAAUUCAGAGGCUCAAAAUGCCAGACUCAAGUACCGGGAUGAGAAAUCUAGAUCUUCAACAUUGUUAGUGUGCAAGACGUUGGCGGAGAUAUUGAAAGCAAAUUGGGAUAGAGAAACUGUAUUUUUGGAAGAUAAAGAAGUGUUGAGUAAUUACUCGAGAUUCUAUUACUACGAGCAGCCGCAACCACUCAAUCCAUCAAUAAUUCCCAACGUUCUUGGGUUUUACAUUGAUUUGUUGUCGACUGGAGUUGUCAAAAAGAUACUUUCAAUGGUGAGACACGAAAAAACAAUGACAAAUAUAGCUGUUGCAAAGGAAGAGCAAGACAUAGCAAGGGAAGACCAGCCGAUGACUGAACUGGAGAAGGUAUUGAAUGCAAUAUCCGAGAUUGAUUCUUAUAUCGAGGUAAUUCUUCGAUUCAUCUCCACGGCCAACCCCGACGAAUAUUACAAAUACCUACAGACAAAACUAUAUGCUUACUCAGAUAGCAGCCAAACCAUACCCCUACCCACGAUUCAAAAAUUUUGUCCACUAAUGAAGUACGCCUUUUACUCUGAGGCGAAUGCAAUGAUAUUUGCCGAAGAGUCGUUAAAGACGAUCCCGGUAAUCAAAUCCAAUACAUGGAGGCAAGUUUACCUUUUCUUCUUGGCUAGUAGCAUCAAAGAUCAGUCGCUUUCAAGGGUGCAGGAUUACAAUGCUUUGGUAGAUCCAAACAACUUACGUCACGCUAGUGCUUUAAAACAACUUUUUGAUUCGACAAUGACAGUAUUUGACGAUAAUUACACCCUGGUUUCGUGUGCACCUUAUAUUUUGACUUGUUUUCUUACGUUAUGUGUGAGUGACUUUGCUGAAAUGAACUCGCUUAAGCCUCUAAACAAGUUGAAGUUGGCAUUUAACAAGCGACUCAGAUUUUUAUCAACAAUAUUAAAGGAUGCAGGAAACGCUAAUAAUUUGGAAAGUCUUGAAGCAUUGAUAAAUAUUUUCCAUUUGGGAGCUCGUCUUGAGACAAACAACAUCAAGAAACAUCCAGUCUUGUUGUUUAGUUUAAGGCAUUUGGACGAAGUAUUUUACCAGCUAAUCAAGUACGAUGAGAUACAUAGAGACAAGUUACUCACUGAUGACGAUCUUGCCACGAAGCGCGAUUACUUGUUGGUGAAUUAUUACAUUGCUGCUGUCGUUCUCAGGCCAGAAAAGUACACCAAGCUAAUUAUUGAACGCUACAAACAUUCGGAGGGAGAUAUGAGAGUAAAUAAGCUAUUUGUCAAGGUGAUGAAAGGCUUAUCCGAACUUGACAUUGCCAAGGACAUUUUCUACUCCUUUAUGUUGGAGUUCAAGAGUACUUUAAAGUCUAUUAUGUAUGGGUCUUUGAAGAUAUUACGUGGGUAUAGAAAUCAAAAUGGUGAUGUAUCUGACACUGCUUACUAUUCUGAUGCCUCGAGUGUUGACGACAAUGAAAUGCGGGCUAAUAAGGCAACGGAGUACGCAUUUGAACAUAAUAAAUCGAGCAUUGAUCACUAUGCAGAGACGUUAUUUGAAAAAUCGCAACCAUCUAAAGACGAUUUCAAGUCCAAGUCUCCGGCACCGCCUUCGUUAGCAUCAUCAAGUUCAUACAGUUUCCGCAUCGUGAACGGAGCCGAGGAGAUUGUCUCUGAUACCUUUUUGAUAUUUGCGGCUGCACCAGAGCUAUAUUUCAAUGAUAAAAGGCUAAUGGAUGACUCUAAUAUAGAGACUAUGCCCUAUGGUGAAUUGCUAAGACUGAUUGUUGAAUUUUGUCACGACUGUAUCGUCCCACUCCGACUAGCUUUCAAAGCAAACUGGAUAGUGGAAGGAAACAGCCGGUUAUUUGACUCAGCAAGAAAGUUGUCUAUGCAAAUGGUUGCUCCUGGAUCCAAAAUCGAAACAGAAUACACGACACUAUCAACAUUCGCCAACUUCAAUAUCUGCAACUGCAUUAUCCAAUCCGUGUGCGAGACUUGCUUAGGAUUAACACUAGUUAAUCCUAAAUUCAAGUCAAGCUUUUUGUUUUUAAUCAACUUUUUACACCGACGGGACAGCUACAGUGAAAUAGUGCGUUCAAAUUCCAUCAUCCAAGAUACGAGAGCACGUGAAUUGUAUGAAUCCUGUGGAAGGGUAGUGCAUUCGGUGGAGAAGGUGUUGCUCUUGUCAUUAUGCACGCAUGAUGUUCAAUUCUACAAUUAUACAAAGCAAGGCAUCAAAUGGUAUAUCGAGGAAAUCCGCAAAAACAAAGUUUUAUACAAGUAUCAAGAAAUUGAUGACAACCAGCUUGAGAUUUUUGAAAAGCUAAGUAAUGACGAUGGUGUCUUUACCGGGUUUGUAUCGUUACAAAAGAGACACCGCAAGAUUUUGCGUGAAGCCAAACCUACUAAAUCGCUAUACCAAGUAUGGCUAAUAAUUCUUGCAAGAUGGAACAAAAUUUUGAAGAGCCAUAAACAGAUAAAUGAAAGUAAUUUGGUUUUCCGCCAUUUUACCGGGUUUCUAGUUUCAACUUCAGGAUGUUUCAUGUCGGCUGAUUUGGGUGAUACCGCAGAGGAGCUACGUCAAAGGAGCAGUGCAUACAUUUCCGACUUUUUCGACAAGUGCAUUGAUCUUUUAAAUUCUCCCGAUUUGGUUGUACGAGUUAUCAUAAAGGACACCUUGUCGAAUGAGUCCCAUUCAGAUAUUUAUCACCUCAUUGCGACAAAGCUAAUGGCUCGUGCCAACUCUUACGCGGAGGAGAAGUUGCAAACUGAAGAGAGCAUAAUAUUUUUGGAGGAGGCGAUAAUAAUCAUGAGUGCAAUGAUCAAUGUUCACAAUGACGGAGCCUUGUUACUUUCUUCCUUGCUUCCCCACAUUUGUCAGUUUUUCAUAACGUUUAUUGAUAAUGUUGCAGAUAUCACGGACAAGUUUAGGUUGAAGUUGAGAUUUUGCAAGUUGGCACAAGCACUUGAACUGGAUAAGUCCAAUACUGGUUUGCACGGUGCGUACAAGCUUCGUAAUAUCUACGGUAAAUCAAUGUUGGAAUGGUUGGAGCAGGUGGUGAUUUUGGAUGCAGACUUGGUGGACAAGAAUCUUUCCGAAAGCAAAACGUCGGAGUUGGGUUAUUUGAGAAUGGAUCUUGCCGUGCAGUGCUCCAAGAGUUUGAGUCUCCAGCUUGAAAAGUUGUUACUUGAAAUUCCAGAUGGAAUUAAGGACAGCGAGGUGAAAAAGUACAAGGAUAUUGCAUUUGGAAACUUUUUUUCGAUAUUUUACAAGAUCAUACAGAAAUACACCAAGAUGCCUUCGUCUGAUCGAUUCAAACACAAGUUGCAGCAAGUUACUGACCACGUUUUGACUUCAAUCACCAAUUUGCUACAAUACGACUCGGAAAUUGGAAUUCAGUAUUUGCUUCCAAUGGGAUACCACGAGGAUAAGAAAAUUAGAGCCAUAUUUUUAAAUGUUUUCGCCAGCAUGUUGACAUCGAAGACUGUGAAAAAGAUGGAAGAAGAGUUUCCAUAUGAGCUAGUUGAGCAGUUGGUUGCAGAGACUGAAAUAUUUGGUUCUAUUGCCGAGUGUGCAUCUAGUUCUGAACACAAUUUACUAGCCUCCUCGUUAUUUUGUAUAUUCUCGUACACCAACAAAUUGGACAAGUUGUUUACCGUGUUGUUGACUGACGAGAUUGCCAACUUGACUCGAUCAACAGACUUGUUUCGAAGAAACUCCACUUUAACAAGACUCCUUUUCAAUUUUACACAAGAUCACGGGUUGGAAUAUUUGAAAAUGGAGUUGUUCCCCAUUAUUGAAGAGAUUGUCAGUCAGAAUGUUUAUUUUGAAGUUGAAAAACGUGAAUCAACCGACGAUACUGCCCUCUUCAUCACCUAUUUAGGAAGAGUUGUCGAAGUCAUUGUUGGAUCCUUUGACGUUCUUCCCAGUUCGUUCAAAUUUGUGUGCUCCCAAAUUUAUCAAUCAGUGUCGGCAAAAUUUGAAGACUCGGCGUUGAUUGCUGUUGGUUCAUUUAUAUUUUUGAGAUUUAUUUGUCCAGCGAUAAUCAGCCCACAACAAUUUUUCAAAUUACCAGUGGAAAACUCAAAGACAAAAAGGUCUUUAAUGCAAUUGGUGAAGAUUUUGCAAAAUAUGGCCAACGGUACAUUGAACUCGAUCAAGUGGCCAGGGUUGGUUCAGGAUGGCGAAAUUUUGAAUGAAUUUAACACGAGGAUUAGAUUGUUUUUGAAAGAGAUAUCAACGGUUGACCUCACAGAGUAUCCUUUCCAAGUAGGUACUUGUGAAAAACCUAUUGCCGAAUUGAGAUACUUGCAUAAAUUCAUCUACACUUAUUUCGCCCCUAUUAGGAUGAAUUUUCUUCUUGGAAAGUCAGCCUUUAGUGUCAGGACUUUACACGAGAGGGUCAGAAAAUUUAAAUUGUUUGAUUUGGUAGUGAUGAAGUUGGGCCAGCCUAAAGCUAGUGUUCGCUUACAAUUAGCGUCCAACUUUAAAGUGUUUGAUACAAAUAACGGAGACGGUGAGGAGCUUAAAUUCAACGAUUUCAUGACAAAACUGUCCUUGAAGUAUGCUGAUACGCCCCCUGAUGCUCUGAAUCUUAUACAAUCGUCGAUAUUCAAGGAUGGCACACCUGUUCUUGUCGUGAAUCUCCGUAAAUUGAAAUAUCGACCAGAUGAUAUCAACUACCUAGUAUACAAACUACUUGAGACUGCGUCGCAGAUUUGGGAGAACAAAUUCUAUCUUAUUUAUGAUUUUUCAGAGUUUUAUUUCUUCAAAGAAGAGGCUCCUGCCGAGUACACUCAUUUGGUUUCAUCCUACACACCACGGCAAUUCUUUUCAAGUUGCACACGCGUUUAUUAUUUCAAUGUUCCACGAACCGAAUAUUCGAGUUUAAUAAGAUCGAUGCAAAGCUUGAGGAAAAAGGGAUCAGAGUAUGGCACAAAGAUUUUUAUUAAUUCGUCAAUUGACUCUGAUAAUAUUGUCAGCAACCUUUGUUUAGACCCAGAAACUGUUUCCAUCAGUCGUGACGCGAAAGUAACUUAUAAAACUGUGUUUUUAUACGAGCCAACAAGUGAAAGAUUUGAUCAGGUCAGUCUCAGGAUCGGAAGAAAAUUUCUCACGAUUUGUUUUAAAGAAAGUGUGAAAUUCAAGAGUGUGUACUCGACUGUGGAAAGAUUUACUCCAUUGGAGGUUCAUAGAUUAACUGAUUUGAUUAGAUGUGAGGUAUCUGACUUCACGGGUGUUGAGGAUGAAUUUACCAUAUAUUUCAGGCAUAAUGAACCGGUAACCUUUAGAUCACCUGAUCGACUUGAAAUUUUACGAUUUUUGUACUUUACGACCUCGAGGUUACCAAGAGACACUACUUUGUUGGAAGCCGAAAAAGAAUCUCAUAUGGAGACACAUGUCAUGCAUUGGUUUGGAAGAUUGUAUAACAUAGUGUUUCAGGGAUUACUCAGCAGUGACGAUGAGGUGAAGUCAUCUUCGGCAGUGUUAUUUGGGUCUUUGUCGUCAUACUUCGAGAUUGACUUUGGUAUCACAGAAACACAUGCAAAGUCGUUACCAUUCCCAACUGAUGCGACUGAUUUAGUAGUGUCUGUGUCAAAACACCUAUCUGAUGCCUUUCCUGAGAUGACGUAUCGAUUUUUUAAAGCGUACUUUGACAACUUUGAAAAAAUGGACCAGGAGACUCGUUUGAGUUCCAUUUUAUAUGUCGCACCGUGGAUAAAUAACAUUUAUGAUUAUGUUUAUUCACAAAGUGGGUUCAGAGGUCCCGAUCGAGUUGCAGAUCUCAUUAGACAAUUUUGUCGCAUCACGAUGCUCAAUAGGGAUCGAGUUCCCUUCACCAAUGACUACAUAUGGAAUGGCCUUUUCCGUGAGACGAGAUUGGUUUCAUCUUUAGUUGACGAAGUGGUUGCAUUUACCAUUGAUAGCAAAAAUGAGGGUCCCGAGUGGUCGUCCAUUAUUGCCGUAAUCACUCCAUCGGUGGAAGUGUGUGGUGAGGUAAUUUCAAGAUUGCUUACGGCAAUAAAGUAUGCCCUUACUACAGACUCGGCAAUUGCAUCGCAAUCAAAGUUAUUCGAAAUCACUGUCUUGAUUAAAAUUUGUUCAUCGUUGUUUUUCAGUUCAUACACCCUUGCACGGUUGUACUUGGCCGACGUGAUCUUUUUCGUCACUUUGUUCAUUGACAAUGUCUAUUUGGAGGUGGGAUCAGACUUGAGGAAUUUGAUCAUUAGCACUGUGCAAUCAUUUUUGCACAAGCCCAACUUGACAAACCACCAACAGAAUGUGAUCAAUAACACAAUCGAGUACUUCACUACACCCAGAGCAAAAAUGCUAUUUGGAAUGACACGUGAAGCAAAGUCUCUUGUGGACAUUGGCCAAGCAUUCAAUAGAAUGAUGAAUUUUGAAGUCUUGUGUGACUAUUUGAAUGAGUUUAUUGAGGUGGUUAGUACUUCUGACGAUAAAACAAACUGGAAAGCCAGAUGGUCGUCGAAUGCAAUUGAUGUGGCGUUUAAUAAUUUGUCUUUGUUUCAGGAUAAGGCAAUCUUGGUGGUUGGUAUACUCGCUAAGCAUGGCAUUACAGACUCUGUUGCAUGUCGAACAAUUAAGCUAGUGGCACACGGAGAGUUGAAAAGAAUUGAUACUGUCAUAUGCACAUCAGUGGCUACGGCUCGCGUCAUGGAAGGCUUACCUAAUGACUCAAUGUUACCGCCAAUCUUGAUUUGGUCGCAACUUUGUUUUGCUUUGUUGAACCAAUCGAUUCUUUACCAGUCCGCAAUCGAAAACGUGGUUUCAUCAAUUAUCAAAAACAUGAUUCAAGAUGGAGAUCAUAUUGAGAAUGCCUAUGAGCAAAGAAAGUACUUGGAGCCUUACUUGUCUGAGUUUGAAGAGAAGCAUGGAAUUUGCAUCACGAGAGAAAAUUUCCGAGCUUACUUUUUCUUCAUUCUUACUCAGGGACUCAAGGUAUCGCAAUAUAGAAACUUGUCGCUAACAUGCAUCAAAGCUUAUUUCAAAAAACGCUAUGAGAUGAGAGGUGAACUUUCAUUUGACUCGACCACCAUUGCAGAUAGCGCUUACUCAUUCCUCGUGAUGUUGUAUUUAUUUUCUGAUACAAAAGACUUGGAAGCUUAUUUUGAGGAGUUGGAGUUUGAAUAUGAAUUAUUUGAAAUUGAGAAUGGACAAAGAAUUCCCAAGGUUUUGUUGGAAUUUUUGUCAACCGACUAUGAAACGUCUAAAUUUACAAUGAUUCAGAUGGGCAAGUUCUUUGCCGAUGAAAAAAUUACCGAUAUUGGAUUCAGACUGAAGUUUAUUUCAGUAUACCACCAUUUAUUAGACCGCAACACGGAGGCCGCGCUACUUAUUUUUCAUAUUAUUGAACAAGCUUUAACGCUGGAUCUAGUCAAUACGAAUUCAUUGGAGACGGUAGAGAGAAUAUCGAAAAUAAUCUUUAAAGUGUCAGAAAUCAAAGGAUAUCAACCAGAAGAGUGUGUCAAAUACAUCGAUGAGAUGUUGCACUCAAGCAAGCUAUCAUUUCUCCAUAGAAUGGAUGAUUUGCAGCCGGUUGAUUCGAUACUUGAUGAAGAUGGCGAAUUCAAACCCGACUUUAACGAGGAUAUCAUGGCAAUUCAAUUCAUGUUCUAUAGGUCUGCAUGCACUUAUAUUGAAGGAUUGCGGUUGGAAGACUAG
Messenger RNA from Lodderomyces margitis, 7881 nucleotides. RefSeq names its product Ras GTPase activating protein (gene IRA2). The transcript has a single exon. Lineage: Eukaryota; Fungi; Ascomycota; Pichiomycetes; Serinales; Debaryomycetaceae. Bases 1 to 7881 code for a protein of 2626 amino acids. The record is from RefSeq and is a predicted model, not a curated record. Gene Ontology annotation, biological process: regulation of GTPase activity.